Postia placenta MAD-698-R-SB12 is the source of this 240-nucleotide messenger RNA. RefSeq lists its product as hypothetical. The transcript is spliced from 4 exons. Bases 1 to 240 code for a protein of 79 amino acids. Lineage: Eukaryota; Fungi; Basidiomycota; Agaricomycetes; Polyporales; Adustoporiaceae. The record is from RefSeq and is a predicted model, not a curated record.
AUGUGCAGAAAUUCAUGGAUGCUGCAGGCUUUGCAAAAGAAAGAACACCACUCAAAUGGUAUGCCUAAUUCUGCAGAGCUGUCUACCCUCCGUAAUGUCUGUGGUCCCGCGUCGAAACACCAAGAAUUUGCACUACAUCAAGGGUGGGGGCGAACCGUUGGGGCUCCUGACCGCUGCAAUCCAGAGAAGGUUGUCACGCUGCACGAGGUGUUCAGACGGGAGUGGCACACAAUGGAGUGA